AUGUCUGAUGCCACCAGUGACAAUUCAAGUCAUGGCUUUCUGACUCCAGGCUCUGUAGGGUCAGAUCUGGAGCCUGAGGAAACUGUACCCCUGGACCCAGGCCCCGAGGAUACUGACUGGAAUCAACCCCUUCCCUGGAGAUUAGGUAGCUUCUAUCCCUGCCCCCACCAGUGCAUCAUCCCCCCUCUGUCCUUGUGGGAUGUUUUCAAUGUGGACCCAGUUUCUGAGCAACCUGUAUUGUUGGAGCUGAGUCCCCUCUGGCCCAUGUGCAACGUAAUAGGGACGUGGUUGGAAAACCUGGAUUACAACUUGGUGUUGUGUGGCUGUGGUACUGUCUGCUACUUGCUGUCAAUGACUCCUUUAUGGGCUGUCAGAACCCAGGUCAAUCGCUGGCAGGUGUUGCUGGACACAAAAGCCAUGAUGCAGGCCCACCUGAAGACUGGACCUCAAAAGAUGGACCUGAGCUGCCGCUGGAGACUGAGCAUCCUAAAGUACUCAAGGAUGGGGUUAGAGCUGGAACCUGCUGACUGCACCCUGCGGAAGGGCGGCUUCAAGGUGCACUCCUAUCUGCCCUGGCACAUGGACAUCCCAGAGGAAUGGAGCAGGGAGCCAGAAGAGAGAUUGUUUGUCAAUAAUAUUGAGAUUAUGUGUGACCUGAGAGCUUCCUCUCCUGAGCCUUCUUUUUGA
Alexandromys fortis (reed vole) is the source of this 687-nucleotide messenger RNA. Its product is annotated as testis-expressed protein 19.2-like. Gene Ontology annotation, biological process: spermatogenesis; male gonad development; placenta development. The coding region runs from base 1 to 687 and encodes 228 amino acids. The transcript has a single exon. Lineage: Eukaryota; Metazoa; Chordata; Mammalia; Rodentia; Cricetidae. The record is from RefSeq and is a predicted model, not a curated record. Gene Ontology annotation, cellular component: nucleus; cytoplasm.